Messenger RNA from Drosophila grimshawi, 923 nucleotides. RefSeq names its product ribonuclease P protein subunit p29 (gene Pop4). Lineage: Eukaryota; Metazoa; Arthropoda; Insecta; Diptera; Drosophilidae. The coding region runs from base 219 to 839 and encodes 206 amino acids. The transcript has a single exon. Gene Ontology annotation, biological process: tRNA 5'-leader removal; rRNA processing. Gene Ontology annotation, cellular component: ribonuclease P complex; ribonuclease MRP complex. Gene Ontology annotation, molecular function: ribonuclease P RNA binding. The record is from RefSeq and is a predicted model, not a curated record.
GGAUAGUAGCAAGCUAAACAUAAAUUUCUCAUGCUGAACCACGCAGCUAAAAUAAAUUUACAAGGGCUAAUACAUUUACAAUAAGUCGCCAGAAGUGCAAGUGAUCAAGUUUGAAGUGAGUGUAAAUUGGGAACACUCGACAAAUUUUGUGAUCAUAACUUGUGAGCUGCGUACCUGGCUGAACGUAUUUGAAAUUGCAAAUUGUAAACAAAUCAAAAAUGGAAAGGGAGACAGAAACUGUAAAGGAAUUCCUCACCGAUCUCGUGGUGCCGCAUCAUCGUUGCAAUGUGAACAUCAUACCCGACCACAUAACCAUGCUGCACGGGCCCAAAAUCAAGAAGCAACACAGUCGCAAGCGACGCACCCACAAAUCGAGCACGUUGAAUCGCCGCGAAUACGCCGAACUGGGACUGAACACGCUACCCACGCGGCAGAUGAGAUAUGAGCAGGCGCUGCCACUGCACCGCCUGUGGCGGGGCUACAUGCGUGAGCAUCUGGAUCUAGAGGAGGGGGACGAGUUGCCGCAGGUGCAUGAGAAGCGUUACGAGGAGUUCAGCAGGCAGCUAGUCAAGAUGGAUCUACAUGGCGCCAAGCUGCGUGUAAUGCAAUCCAAAUGCUCCACUCUAGUUGGCCUCAACGGCAUCUGUGUCAUGGAAACGAAGAACGUACUCAAGCUGCUGGGCGAGGAUCACAAGGUGCGCACCGUGCCCAAGAGCGAGUGCGUCUUUGGCAUGCACGUGGGCAACAUGGAGUUCACUAUUUUCGGACAACACUUGAAUGUACGGCCAGCGGAGCGCAGCGUCAAGAAAAUCAAAGGCUAUGUGGAGCCUUUCAUGUAGCGUAAAUCAACAGAAAUGAAAACUAAUUGUAAUUAAUUUUAGUUUAAACUUUUAUAUAAAAAUCAUGUUUUAACUGGAAAUGAG